CAGAUAAAGCAACGUGUCUGUGUCUGUGUGUUGGAAUUAAGAACUGGUUUAAAUCGUAAUGGGCAGUUCCCUUAAGAGAAAACGAUACAUUUUAUGUGCGCUGUCAAAAUCGACUCUGGGGUUGAGACUCGUCAGGGAACACGGAGGGUUUAGGACCCGGAUGAAACGCCUGCCCUGUCAAGAGGCGGAAAUGGAACCUCUCGGAAAAUAACAGCAACAAGUUAAGCGGGGUCGAAGAGUAGAGCGGGUACUCAGUAUUAAAAUCGACACUGAGUUUUAGUUCAGUGCUCACAAAAUAACAACCGGAAUCACUGACCGAUCGAUGCUUGCUCGGAUCUCUCGGUUCAGCUGCACCACAAACGCUGAGAUCCUCCCACGCACGAUUGCGGUAGCCUAACUUAAUCGCUGUGUACUUUGGGUUUUCUGGAGAGAGAAAACAAUACAAACGUGUGGUCUUUCAUUAUUAGUGUCGAUCGUUUUUGAGUGAUCGCCAAAAUCGACUUUUUAAAAAACAUUUUUUUUUUUUUUUUUUUUUUUUUACAAGCGGGUUUUAAAACGUAGCCGUUUGGGAUAUGUGAUGUUGGACAAAGAAAAAACACUUUGAUAAACAAGAAAAAUGCAGAGAAAAAAGGAAGUGAUCUCAGAGCGAGUUUAAUUUCCUGUUCUUAAGUUAGACAGUCUGCUUUUUAUAUUUCGUUUGGACAUUAUUACUGUACGUAUAGAAUAGAACUAAUACUAGAAUGAAUAUUUAUCUGUGUUCUUUCUCGUCUUGCGAUUGCAACUCGAACGACUAGGUGAGUUUGUUUCUGCGCUGUUGUCUUGUGGUUUAUACAAAUAGCGCAGCAAUUCGAUGCAGUCCAACAUGGAAACUUAAAAAGAAAACUUGCAGAAACUUGCAAAAACGUUGUCAAGAGAAAGAUCUUAGGAGAAGAUUGUUUUGGUGUGCCUAACCUUGGGGAGAUAUGCAGCUAGCCGUAGUCUUCGAGCAAAUAUAUAAAAAUGCCUGUACAGAAUUAGUGUAACAUUUCUGAUAAUGGCGAAGGGCUGCAUCAGGACAGAUGUGUCAUUUUAAGCUGCUUAUGUUCACUGCAGAGCUGAAUCAAGCUUAAAACCUGCGUUUAAAGCUGGUCACUCAAUUACAGGAAAUCCAUGUAUUAUAAAUUCUAACAUGAAGUACUACGUAUAUUAUAUGUGACCCGUUUUGAGAGAACCCAGAAAAAGCAGUAGGAAAGGAUCCACUCCGAUCAAUGAUAAAAAAGAUGAAAUAUUGAGUCUCGCUUUUUAAACUGGACUGUAGGUGUGUAAUACUGCGAUGGACUCUUCGGUCACUCUCUGGCAGUUCCUGGUGCAGCUCCUGCUUGACCCCCGCAAGGAGCAUCUGAUCCGCUGGACCUCGGAUGACGGCGAGUUCAAGCUGCUGCAGGCCGAGGAAGUGGCCAGGCUCUGGGGGGUGCGCAAGAACAAGCCCAGCAUGAACUACGACAAGCUGAGCCGAGCACUGCGCUACUACUACGACAAGGAUAUCAUCAAGAAGGUGAAUGGUCAGAAGUUUGUGUACCGCUUUGUGAGGUACCCAGAGAUACUGAGCCAAGAACCAAGUUCAGGGUGCAGGGGGGAGGGCACUGCUGACGGGGGUGGUGGAGCCCCUGAGACGGGCGAGGCCCCCAGGGAUAAGGAGAACCAGAGCGGGGGGGAGAGGGGAGCAGCGGGCCAGGCCUCCAGCAAAACCUCCAGCCGAAACGACUACAUCCACUCGGGGCUGUACACCUCCUUCACCCUGAACUCUCUGCACGCCCACACGCAGCUCUUCAAAUCCAUCAAGGUGGAGAAUCCCAAAGAAAAGCUAGCUGCGAAGAAACCGCCGCAGGAGCCCCCCCAGUCUGUCAUCAAGUUUGGUACCGCCCCUUCCUGGAAUAUUCCCGUAGUUACAUUGGAGAUGAUUCCAAAAGCCCUGCCCCCUGUUCCACAGGCUCCUCCCCUUGCAGUUAGGACAGAAGCACAAGAGCCUCAUGUUAAACGCCGGACAGACAAUAAAUGUGUGAAAGAGGCACCUCCUUCUUCUCCUCCUCCCACUGUGCCAAGCGUAUCCUCUCCCUUCCCCAGCCCCACCCCUGGCUCCUCAAGCUCUCCCUCCCCCAGUCUGGUUCCAGACUCCUCCCAGGAGCUGGUGAUUGACGACACUGAUGUCAAGUCCGUAUCCUCCCAGCCUCCAGAGCUGCAGGUGCAGCCAUCCCAGGACACCCAGGGAUCCCCCUCGGGGAGCAGCAGCAGUGGCAGCAACCACAGCGGCAAAGCCAAGAAGCCCAAGGGUCUGGAGCUGACCCCCACCCUAGUGGUGACCAGCAGUGAACCCAGCCCGCUGAGCCUGGCCAGCCCCUCGCUCCCCACCGCCUCUCUCACCCCUGCCUUCCUGCAGACCCCCACGUUGCUGUUGACUCCAAGCCCUUUGCUCUCCAAUAUACACUUCUGGAGCACGCUCAGUCCAGUGGCGCCCCUCAGUCCUGCCAGAAGGCAAGGAGCACACACCUUAUUUCAGUUCCCCAGUGUUUUCAACAGCCACCUGCCGUUACCUAUCCCCAAUAUGGAUGGCUCCAACACCCCCGGCCCCCUGUCCCCAGACCCCCAGAGGACAUAGUGGACAAGCCCACGAAUCAAGUCCGCACUCUGUCCCGCCCACGGCUCUAUCCACGGCUGGUCCAGAUUUUAAACAGAAAAAGCCAACUGCGGAUUCACCAAAGGGGUAUGGCCACCAUACAAGGUGACCAAAAAAAACCCUGCCAAACAAACACUCUUGGUUAUCAGCAUGUCUUACAGAAAGGGUCUGUGGAGAUCUUUGAACUAAGCGCUGUUCUGUUUUUAAACAUGUUGACUUGCUUGACCAUCAUUCUGUUAUGCAUGAUCUCCUAACCGCAUCUUAAAAGAGACCUUCAACACAUCAUGAACAUUGCAGUUUGAGUAAGUUCUGUGUAGUUAUACAGUAACAUGUAUGUACACUUGUCCAAGACUGUAGGCAUUAUCCAAAGAACCCAGCUUCCAAGGAUGCCAUGCUUUCAGAACCUCUCAGCUCACAAACCUACAAGUGAUCUUUUGUAACUGACAAAUAGGAGACAUCUAUUAUGAACUGACUUAACCCAUACAAGACUUGUACAGUACCAGGAGAAGCUCUGAUCCUUCCAGUCUCUCAGGCCGUUCGUAUAGCUGAGUUCAGCUUGCCCCCCAUCUCCUCCAGGGCUCCAACCAAAGAACCUUGGAGAUGCCGCAAUUGGAUCGAGCACAGGGGAGUCUCUGCCCCCUGCAGGAGUAGUUCCUAAGGUUUUUAAAUGAAUCAAAAUCAAUUUUCCUACCCUCAAUGAGCUGCGGCACAUGGAGAAGCGUAGUCUAUGUGGUGUAUCUGGAGUGGCUUUUCAAAGUGAGGAAGCAAUAAGAUGCACAGAGGACAGUGAAACCGGUGCAGAUGCUCAUGAAAGUUGGGGAAUUGUGGCUGGUUUCACAAAGCCAUUGUAGGUAGCAGCCGACUAAAUCCGAACCAGCAGCCUGCUAAGUACUAGCAGUGGCCCUUUGGAUUUUAAAACCUUAGAUUCACCUUUCAGUCCAGAAGGACAUAAGAGAUGGUGAUCCUGCAGAAACUGGUGGGUCUUGAGUUUUGGUCUCCUAGUCCUGGGGUAGGGAUGGAGACGAUAGGAUAUUUGAUUCUCUAUGAACUACUCACAUCAAGUGUGAAGAUCCCAGUUGUUUGCCCAGUGGAGCAUGCUUUUGGUCUUGGGCUGCUGUCUUAAGCACCAGUAGGACAGUCAAUAUAUAGACUUGAUUGUUGACUUCCCUGUUAUGAAUCUCAAGGAACUACAAAUGCUCUGCAGAUUGUCCAUGGGUUCUGGUGGAGCCAAGCUUAACUUCAUGUCUUAUGUUUUAUAUUUUAUAGGAAAUCCGAUCAUCAUCUGUCUUCAUGAAUACAUUCUUCUUUUUUCAUUAUAUAUUUUUUUCUUUUUCUAGGCUUUUAGUCAAUACGCAUUGGUGUAGGCAAUGUAAUUUCAAGUAGCACAGAUUUUUUUUUUAUUAUUAUUUUUUUCCUAGUUAACUGGUUUUCCUUUGUGGUAAGCUGUGGUUACAGUGACCACGCUGCAUUUUUUAUUUUCUUGUUUUGUCAUUCCAUUCCUUGCUGCCUCAUUUACAUGUCUUUGGGGCAAAAAUCUGGUUGCUUCACAAAGCCCAAAACUGGAAUCCCUUGUUGCACAUUUGCACUCUCUCGUGCUGUGCUGUGUCAUGUAACACGCAUGAGCAGCAGUUCUGCCCAGGUUGUAAAACCUUCUUUUGACAGGAGUGGGACAGUUAACAGUCCGACUACGCCACCCUUGUUAAAGAGGGUGAAAAAAUGUGUAAUAUUGUACAUUAAAAAUAUAUAUUUUUAGGAUACUUUCAUAAGUUUCAGCUCUGCAGUGCUCAUGGAAACUGGUUCAAGGAAUUUAAAUUUUAACUGCGUCGUUUAUUAAUGUUGCCAUGUCUUUUUUGCACCUGCAUUUGAUUUGGUUUAACCAGGGCUGGGGUCGAUUCCUGUUUUUCAGUUCCAAUUCUAUUUCAUUAUUCCUUUGUAAAAUCAGUUCCCUUUUAAUCAAUUCCAACACGUUAUUGAUCAAAAUUGCAAUUAGCAGCAUUCUGUUAAAAUGAGCUUCUCACAGUGGCAACGAAUGACUUCAAUCAAAGUCACUGUUGGCCAAUUAAAUUAGCUUCAAAUGCAGGCAUUUGAACAAUCACAUCUCUAAAAUAUCAAUUCCAAUUCCUUUGAUGGAAUUGGAACUGGAACUGGAACUGGAAUUGAUUUUAAAAAGGAAUUGGAAUUGAAUAAGCAAGUAUUGAGCCCAACCCUGGCUGCAGCUUGUUGGCACUUACAUGAUCCCUAAAAACAUACUGCAGGCAUUGCAGUACAGUUUCCUAAAUGUCAUUGCAUUGCUGUUUUCUAAUAUGUGAUUUUUGUUUUAGCUUAUCUGUUUUUGUUCUUCUCUGUGUUUAAAUGGUAAUUUGUAUAUCUUUUUAGACGUGUGUGUGCGUUCUCAAACAUGCAGUGUUGAGUAAAUCUGCACAAAAAGUUUAUAAGUACCUUCGCUGUUUGUUGUCAAACACACUUUCCCUUGACAAAGGCAUGUUCAACAAACCCAAACUUUGAGAAGGAUAUUUCCCCUUUUGUUUUGAUCUAAAUAGCUCAGCAGGCCCAGGCUUCAAUUUGAGAUUGCGUAGAUAACAUUGCUGCAGUAGCAUGACCCUGUCAGGUCUGUACACUGUACUCUAGUGUUUGCAUGACUACGUUUGUUUUUGAAUGAAUUCCAGUUAACCUUGUUACCCAGCUGAUAGUGCAACCCUUUGGAAACUACACUUCCCAUAUUACCUUGCAGCCUUUUAGGAAGUGACACCUGCUAGCCUUUUACUAUUUCUGUACCGUUUUUAGCAUCAUUUUCACUUCUUUUUACAAUCCUUGUGCAGUAGAGGUUUUCAUUUCUAAUGCACGUUACAGAACGGUCAGAGAGUGAGUCACAGCCAAUCAAACAUUUCUAGAAGCUAUGUUAUUUAUUCCACCCUGCUAGGGAUGCAAAUCCCAGGCAAAUAACGAAGGCAUCGGCAUGAUUGCAAACACUUUUUAGAGUUUUAUAUGUACAUCUAUCUGUAGAACCUUGGGUAUGUUGGAACUUGGGUAGGAUAUUGUUUAGCUCAGUGUUAUUGCGAGGAUGAGCAUCAGUAUGUAUGUACUUGGACAUACUCUUGAGUACUGUAUUUGUAUUAGGGUUGCCAUUUAAAAUGCACGCCAAUGCAGUAUCUGCUUGUGCUCUACAAUGAUUGGGAGAGAAGUGAAAAUGGUGUUGGAGCUAACGAAGGGUGGGGAGUUUUUAAAUGUUAAAGGCUGUACUGCAGCAGAACCGUGCUGCAAAUUCUCCUACAUAACAAGAUUUGGAUUAUUGUUAUUAUUAUUCAGCAUAUAUUGGUCUGUCUGAACUCUUUAGUUUGUACUUCGUGGUUAAAAAAUAAAGAAUAUAUUUUGCAUAUAAAACUGACAAAAAUAACUAAAUGCUUGUAUACAUUAUUCUUCUGCAAUGAUCCAUAUUGUUUUAUUUGUUUUAUGCUUUUGAAAUGUUUACACAAAUGUAUUUUGGCUAUGUUCAGUACAUGGUUUAUGGGGACAUGUUUAAUUUUAACAAGGGUAAACAGGAAUUAAAAUUGUAUUAUUGCAACAACCAGAAUUUGUUCUGUUUGUUUCUUUUAAUAAGUUAACUAGUA
Molecule: messenger RNA, 6261 nt
Organism: Acipenser ruthenus (sterlet)
Lineage: Eukaryota; Metazoa; Chordata; Actinopteri; Acipenseriformes; Acipenseridae
Product: ETS domain-containing protein Elk-4-like
Exons: 6
Coding region: 1313-2635 (440 amino acids)
Biological process (GO): regulation of transcription by RNA polymerase II; cell differentiation
Cellular component (GO): nucleus
Molecular function (GO): sequence-specific DNA binding; DNA-binding transcription factor activity, RNA polymerase II-specific
Source: RefSeq, a predicted model, not a curated record